Molecule: messenger RNA, 1146 nt
Organism: Wickerhamiella sorbophila
Lineage: Eukaryota; Fungi; Ascomycota; Dipodascomycetes; Dipodascales; Trichomonascaceae
Product: Sensitive to high expression protein 9, mitochondrial
Exons: 2
Coding region: 1-1146 (381 amino acids)
Biological process (GO): inner mitochondrial membrane organization
Cellular component (GO): mitochondrial inner membrane
Source: RefSeq, a predicted model, not a curated record
AUGUUUCGGCUAUUGCGAGUUCCAGGAGGCUUUUUGAGGCCCGCUCGUUGUCGCUACAUAACGAAUGCAGCACCAAAACACCAGCUUCCGUCUGAGAAAGAGGCGAGAAGAUCGCCGUUGGGCAAGAAAACCACCGCGUUUCUAGAUCGGACCCAGCUCAAGAUAAUGGCGGUUUUACAACGAGUGAACGACGUUUCUGGGUACAGCGAAAUCGAGAAACUGAAAAGACGAAUUGCCGAGGCGGAAGAGAAUGCUAAGAAAAGUCGAGAGCUCCGGGAAUCUGCCAAUGCAGCCUAUCAGCGAGCGGUGACGGAGCGGUCAGCGAGCCAGCGGGAAGUGAACGAGCUGUUACAACGAAAACACGACUGGAGCUCGCAAGACUUAGAACGGUUCACGCAAUUGUUUCGCGAGGAUCAUCUAGUGGAGCAGCGGGUUCAGCAAACGAAAGCCGCCAGUCUGGAGAGCGAGGCUCACUAUGAUGCCUGCCAAGCCCAACUCCACCAGCUGAUCAGUUUAAGAUACCGUGAGGAACAAAUAUGGAGUGAUAAAAUUCGACAGGUAUCCACAUGGGGCACCGUGCUACUUAUGGCUUUUAACGUCUUACUAUUUCUUGUUGUGCAGUUGGGUCUGGAGCCUUGGAAGCGACGCAGGUUGGUAGGGUCCUUUGAAGAGAAGGUACUGUCUGCGCUUGAUGCUCGGCUCCCCGCCGAGGCAGCCGACCCCGUUCAGCCUGAGGAAGUGGAAGAGCCUGUCAUUCAGCCUGCCAUUGAGCCUCCUCAGCCCCCGCAAACACUAUGGCAGAGACUGCAAGCUCCUGUUGUCGUGUUGCAACCCUUCGAACUAACUGCUUUGUUAUCCUCCGCACUGGCUCUGGGAGUAAGCGUGCCUUCGCUCAAAACAAAGCCGUCGCGAUUUGGCAGAGGCGGUGGAGCGACCAGCCAGAGCAACGGCUCGUGCGUAGGCGUGCUGAGCAACCUGCUCAACUGCUGGGCGUCCUAUGCAGAGGGUGCUUCUCAGUGCGUGGCCUUGGAGCAGGCCGUCAAGGAUUGCAUGCUGAACCGCAAGCACGGCCGCAAAACCACCGACAGCAUGGGCCGCGAUUCUGCCCGACUGCUGCCCAAGAUCAACCCCAAAGCCCACGAUUAG